This is a messenger RNA of Histoplasma mississippiense, 3726 nucleotides long. RefSeq lists its product as hypothetical. The transcript has a single exon. Gene Ontology annotation, molecular function: 3'-5' DNA helicase activity; ATP binding; nucleic acid binding. Gene Ontology annotation, biological process: double-strand break repair via homologous recombination. Gene Ontology annotation, cellular component: cytoplasm; chromosome. NCBI's taxonomy places the organism in Eukaryota, Fungi, Ascomycota, Eurotiomycetes, Onygenales, Ajellomycetaceae. The record is from RefSeq and is a predicted model, not a curated record. The coding region runs from base 1 to 3726 and encodes 1241 amino acids.
AUGGAACAUCAAUUAUUUAUCCACUGUGAAUCAUACCUCAUUAUCAUAUGCCGCCGGUGCAAGCACGCUGUGUGGCCAACAGAGAUUGAACGGCAUCUGAAAGGCAAGGCCCAUCAGCUAAAGCAUGCGGUGGUUCAGCAGAUAAAGGAGAACAUUGAACAGUGGGACAAUGUGGCUCGAGAUACUACACAGUUAACACUGCCCACAAUACUGAAUGAACCAAUCCCGGAACUACCCAUUCAUGAUGGCUACAGGUGCCAGCGGGAUCCCCAGUGCCAGUAUGUGGCAGGGAACAUGAACACCAUGCGCAAGCACUGGCAGAACAAGCACAGCUGGUCGCCAUAUCCCAGCCGUGGCCGUACAGCGCCACAAAAGCGUACGGCAGCACAGGAUGAGGUGGACAGAUCAUGCCAGAAGGUGCAGUUCCAGCAGAUAUUUGCAUCGCGCAAGGGCUCCCACUACAUACAGAUCCAGACUAAGGAGACUACUGAGCAUACCGGCACGCAAGACCAGAACAGAGCCAGCCAGGCCAUUGAUGAGCUGGAGCGGUUUUACCAGGAACAGCAACGGCAGACCAGCAAUGUCAUCCAGGCCGGGGAGCACGAUGAAGCCAACCCAUGGCUGCGGCGGACCAGAUGGCCGGUGUACUUGACCAACAUCGCACCCAAUGAUCUGGUCAACUGCGUCCAGCGGCCCGAGGAUGACACCACGUGCCCAGAUGAACUGGCCGCGAGGGCUAUCUGGGAGGCCAUGGGUCAGGUUGCCCGUACCAGCCAGCGAGUCAUCACACGGCUGGGCCACUUCGUCCGCAUCGAGGCCAUCCGCACAGAGCGACACCAGACCCGGCACACCCCGUUGCAGGCGUACAUGGACGAGGAGAGCAUCGCCGAGCACGUGAGGCCAUGGCAGCAGAUGUUGAUGUUUUUCGCCCGAACGCAGGUCGAGCAUGAAUGGACGAGCCCACAGUACCGGUUCACACCACGGCAGCGCAAGACAUGGAGGGUAUUAUGGCAGGUAGCCACCACAGAGGGAGCCGACCAGCGACACCCCAUCAGCCCAGAUCCCAUGGAUGAGCAGAUGACUGAGGAAGAAGAAGAGGAGGAGGAGGAGGAGGAGGAGGAGGAGGAGGAGGAGAAGAGACAGAGAGAUACCCAGUCAGAAGAAGAAGAUAAGUUCAAAUUAACCAAGAUGCAGAUGGCAUGUUUGGAUUUUUGCAUUGAGCUGCUGAACCAGCGGGUUCAGGUGGAGGAUUAUGAGUGCGCGCUGGUAGACGCGUUGGCGGUGCUGGGACGGGGGGAGUAUGGAUGGUGCGACGCGGAGAGCUACCCACCAAUGUUGUCACGGAUCAUCAAGGUGGCACGGUUCAUGGUGGUGCACAAGGCGCUGCGACUGGACGCCAAUGCAUCCGACAUGCUGGCCAGGAACCAAGCAAGCCAGAUGGUGGGAGAGUGGGCCGUGGUGAGCCCCAUGGAGGAGGCGGAUUACACGUUCACAGGCAACCAGAAUGAAGGGUAUGAAAGUGACAGCGGCAGGACCAGUGCCAGUUCCAACCCCCCAUCAUCACCGCCCACAUCGUCCCCACGCAGCGAUGAUCCCCCGGCCAUGAUAUCCAUCGGCGGGUCAACUUCAAACAACAGAAAGCAGCGAUCGUUUCAGGAAUGGCUUGAGCUGUUCAUGGAGGCAUUCAUGGUCCGCGGCACACACAGUCCCAUGCAGUGGAUGCUGGACCUGCGCACGUAUGGAUUGAAGGUGCACUACAGCAACACCACACCCGGCCACGUCGGCUGGAUGGGAGGGGAUGAGCUGCUGUACAAGGACAUGCACUUCACCAUGGGCGACUUCCGGGGCUUCACACACGGGCUGGUGGGAGCGACGAGGCGGAUCCUGCGGGAGGAGUUGUUGUUUGAGAAUGAGCUGAAUGGACAGCAGCCACCAGCCAUCCCAUGGUCCACGAUGCGGGAUGACCCCACCCAGGGAGGGACGGGGUGGAAUUUUUUAAAGGACAGCCGCACGCGGUGGCCGGUGGAUGGGGCACAGUGGUUGAUGCAGCAGAUGCGCAUACAGCCCGGGAUGCAGCGGCGGUUCAUCCAGCGAGAGCACAGCGACCGGCCCCGUUUGGCAAUCAAGGCGAUCAACGCAUACCUGCGCUGGGUGGUGAGAUUCCGGGAGAAGCUGAGCGUGGCGGUGCAUGUCACGGCGGGCCAACCGGCACGGGCGCCCGAGCUGCUCAGCGUCCGACACAUCAACACCGAGAACGGGGGCCACCGCAACAUAUUCAUAGAGGAUGGGAUGGUGGUGUUCGUCACGCGGUACCACAAGGGGUUUCAUGCAUCCAACGACAUCAAGGUGAUCCACCGGUAUCUGCCAAGGGAGGUCGGGGAACUGGUGGUGUGGUAUUUAUGGCUGGUGCUCCCAUUCGCCCAGCGGCUGCAGGAGUAUCGACGACGGAUCCGAGAGGAAGAGGGAAAUCCAGAAGAGGAGAACGCCAACCAACGGGGGGCAUACAUGUGGGGAGGAGACCCCGACGGGCGGGCCUGGACGUCCGAGCGUUUCCGGGAGGUGUUGAAACGGGAGACCCGCAUCGGGCUACAUGGUCAGGGGUUGAACCUGGCAGCAUACCGGAACAUCGCCAUCGCGAUCAGCAGGCAGUUCAUGCGCCCAUCCAGCGCGUUCAAAAACAACAGCCAGCAGGAAGAGGAGGAGCAGGUGGCCGGCAGCAAUGGAGAUGAAGAUGAACCCAUGGACCCCGAGGAAUGGCUGGGACGGAUCACAGACAUGCAAGCGGCCCACACAUCACACGUGGCCGGCAUGGUGUACGCACGAGGGAUCACGGAGCAGGCCGGGACCACACACCGGCGCCGUGAGAUGUUCCGGUUGAGCAGCACAGACUGGCACCGGUUUUUAGGGUUCGAGUCGGCAACGACCGAGAAGACGACGAGGGAUGCGGUGCUGGGAAAACGCAAGCGGGCACCAUGGGAGACAGAGGCCGAGGAGGGGCGUAUGGAGCGUCGAUUUCAGCUGCAGCAGACCGACAUGGAGGCCGAGCUGCAGCGGAUGAUGGGUGACAAGGCACUGAAGUUUCGAGGGGUGCAGGCGGCAGCGAUACGGGCCAUCCAGGACGGUGAAAGUCCCGUGGUGGCCAUCAUGCCAACCGGAGGGGGGAAGAGCAUGAUGUUCAUGUUGCCCGCGUGGGUUGCACCCGGGGGAACAACGGUGGUGGUGGUUCCACUGGUGGCGCUGCGAGGGGACAUGCAGCGGAGGUGCGAGGAGCUGGGGAUAUCAUGUGUGGAGUGGGAGAGCCGAAGACCGCCCGAUGAAGCAUCGAUGGUGCUGGUGACACCCGAGUCCGCAUUGAGCGAGGACUUCAUCACAUUUUUGAACCGACAGCGGCUGAACCACCGACUGGACCGGAUCGUCAUCGAUGAAUGCCACACGGUGCUCAACGACCAGGUCAACUUCCGGCCCCAGAUGCAACAGCUCGGCAAGCUGAUGGCGGCCAAGACACAGAUGGUGCUGCUGACGGCCACACUGCCACCCGGUGAGGAGGAGAAGCUGUGGUCCCGCAUGCACUGCACCCGAGCGGACAUAUCAUUGUUCCGGGCGCGGACAUGCCGUCCUAUCCAACAGGUGGGGGUGGAAUGGACGUCCAUUCCAUUCAGGGUUAGAAAACCGACCAAUCAGAGCAGGGCAGAUUGGACGUACAUUCCAUUUGGUUUCAGACGUUGA